UAGGAAGAAGCGCCGGGAAAGAUGGCGGCGGCUGCGGUUUGAAUUCCAGCGGCGCCGCCGGAGUCCGAACAAGAGCUGGGUUAGAGGGGGCGGGGACCUGGGAGCCGGACGGGUCGCUACAGCAGGGGUUACCCGUGGCGCCGCCGUCACCAAGACACCAAUGCUAACACCGCCUCCGUGUCCAUGAUGGACUCGGUUUUGGAAGAGGACGUCACCCUCCCUGGGACGCUCAGCGGCUGCAGUGGCCUUGUUCCCAAUGUACCUGAUGACCUGGAUGGCGUCAACCCCAAUGCUGGUUUGAGAAACAGUGUGCUCCCAGAUGUGUCAGAAGAAAUGGUGUCUCCCACCAGAGCACGGAACAUGAAGGACUUUGAAAAUCAAAUUACUGAAUUGAAGAAGGAAAACUUUAACCUAAAGCUCCGCAUCUAUUUCCUUGAGGAAAGAAUGCAACAGGAAUUUGAUGGCCCUACUGAACACAUCUACAAAACUAACAUUGAGCUCAAGGUGGAAGUAGAAAGUCUGAAGCGGGAGCUCCAGGAGAGAGAGCAGCUGCUCAUCAAAGCCUCCAAAGCAGUUGAGAGCUUAGCUGAAGGGGGUGGCUCUGAAAUUCAGCAGGUGAAAGAAGAUGCUCGGAGGAAGGUGCAGCAGGUGGAAGACGUCCUGAAGAAAAGGAUAGCCCUUUUAGAAGAGGAUGUGAAAGCCGCCCAAGCAGAACUGGAAAAAGCCUUUGCAGGGACAGAAACAGAGAAGGCUCUUCGAUUGGGCUUGGAAAGCAAGCUUUCGGAGAUGAAGAAGACGCACGCGGGGGACUUGGAGAUGGUUUUGGUCCUGAAAGAGAAAGACAGGCUGAUUGAGGAGUUGAAGCUGUCUUUGAAGAGCAAAGAAGCUUUAAUUCAGUGCCUUAAAGAGGAGAAAUCUCAGAUGGCAUCUCCUGAUGAGAACGUGUCAUCUGGAGAGCUCCGAGGACUUUCUGCUGCUCUAAGGGAAGAAAAAGAGAGAGAAACUGAGGCUGCACAAAUGGAGCGUCAGAAGGAAAGAAGUCACUUUGAAGGGAGGAUCCAGGCACUUCAGGAGGACCUGAGAGAGAAGGAAAGAGAAAUUGCUACAGAGAAGAAAAAUAGUUUAAAGAGGGAUAAAGCCAUUCAGGGUUUAACCGUAGCAUUAAAAUCAAAGGAAAAAGAGGUUGAAGAACUUAACUCUGAAAUAGAAGAGCUCAGUGCUGCUUUUGCUAAAGCCAGAGAGGCUGCGCAGAAAGCACAGACCCAGGAAUUCCAGGGGUCCAAAGACUACGAGGCUGCUCUGUCAGGAAAGGAAGCCCUUUUGGCCGAGCUGCACUCAGAAAACCUCUCCAAGAGUACAGAGAACCGCAGACUGCGUAGGAACGUUAAGAAGGUCAGCCAGGAGCUGAGCGACCUGCAGCAGGAGAGGGAGAGACUGGAGAAGGACCUGAAGGAAGCCCAUCGAGAGAGGAGCAAAGGAGACUGCACCAUCCGUGACCUUAGAAAUGAAGUUGAAAAAUUACGCAAUGAAGUGAAUGAAAAAGAGAAAGCAGUGGAGAAUCGGUAUAAGAGUCUUUUGAAUGAAAGCAAUAAAAAAUUGCACAGUCAAGAGCAACUGAUCAAGCAUCUAACAGAAAGUGCCAAUCAAAAGGACUUGUUGCUUCAGAAAUUCAAUGAAAAAGAUUUGGAAGUAAUACAGAAGAACCGUUAUUUAAUGACAGCAGAGGAUCUUGAGUUUAGGAGUGAAGGUUUAAUAACAGAAAAACGCUCUUCUCAACAGUUACCUGGCAGCAAAAUCAUCUUCUCUGAGGAAAAGCAACAAUCAGACUAUGAAGAACUGAUUCAAGUCUUAAAGAAAGAGCGAGACAUCUAUCUCCAUCUGGUAAAAUCUCUGCAAGAAUCGGACAGUAUCAACAACCUGCAGGCUGAGUUAAACAGCAUUUUUGCCCUGCGGAAGCAACUGGAGCAGGAUGUACUGUCUUAUCGGAAUUUGCAAAAGACCCUGGAGGAGCAGAUCAGUGAAAAUCGGAGGCGGGAAGAAGAACCAUUUUCAUUUUAUAGUGAUCAAACAUCUUAUCUAAGUAUUUGCCUUGAAGAGCACAAUCAGUUUCAAGUGGAGCAUUUUUCUCAAGAAGAACUUAAGAAAAAGGUCAGCGACCUUAUACAGCUAGUGAAGGAAUUGUAUACAGACAACCAGCACCUGAAGAAAACCAUUUUUGAUUUCUCCUGUGUGGGUUUCCAGGGAAAUGGCAGACUUGAGUCAGCAGGAAGAACAGAGCUUCUGGCUAGCAAGGAGGACGAGGACACGAUCAAAAUUGGAAAGGAUGACGAGAAUAAUUUCCUGAGUGACCAGCAUUUGGAGCAGGGUAAUGAGAUUAUGGAGGAUCGUUUCAAAGAAGGUUGCAAAAAUGGAUUUUUAAAGCACACAGAUUCCAGUAUAUCAGACUACGAUGGAGACCACAAAUCUGGUUGCCCUGGAGACCAGAGCCUGGAAGAAGGCGAGCUCAUGAACCUGCAUGUCCCUUUCGUCAAUGAGAAGGCCACAUUGUUCCUGGAAUCCAGGCCAGACCUUCUGAAAGUGCUAUGUGAACUGCUUCUGGAACGAAUGUGCUUGACAGAGCAGGAAGUUUCUGGAGAACGCCUUGAUGAUAAAACUGAGAAGACACUUAAGCAAAUAGCUGUUCAGCUAAAAGGCGAACUUGGACAAUUUGUCCAAGCCAUCUCAUUUUCCAAGUCACAUGAUGAACUGAAGCCACCUCGGGAGGCCCAGCUAGUAAAGGCGGGUGAAGCGUCCAGGGGGGAGCUGAAAGAUGCCUCGAUGCAGACUGUGGCUGUGGAGGGCGACCUGCUGGGAUUUGGACCCAAAGGAAAGAGAGAGGCUCGGGAAGAGAAACCAAGCGAUGCCGCAUUCAGCGCUGAGGAUCAGCCGGAGAACUUGUGCAGGGUGCCUGGGCGGCAGGCCACUUCCCUCUCCUUCCUCAGUGAGAGCAACAGAGAUGCUAAGAAGUCCCGCUUGCCAAUCCUACUAAAACCAUCCCGGUCAUUAGGAAAUGUGUAUUGUCUCCCUGCCACCCAGGAGGUGGUGGCCCAGCUGCAGGGCCAGAUCUUGAAGCUGCAGGGGGAGCUGAAGGAGUUUAAAACUCGUAAUAAGCAACUUCACCAAAAGUUAAUUCUGGCUGAAGCAAUGAUGGAGGGGAGGCCCACGUCCGACACAACGUUACUGAAUGCUCAGCCUCUUGUGGGAGAAGCCUACCAGGAUGGCCCAGAAGAGCAUACAGGAGUUAAAACCACACCCUCUAUCUGGAGAGGCAAGGAAAUGGACAAUGAUCAGCAAACAAGCUACAAUAUCGACUCUGAAAUUUACCCAUCUGAUGACCUUGCUAUCGUGCCAACAUGCAAAGAGAAUCCUGAAGAUUGUCUGGGCCUGACAUCAGUAGCUACUUACGUGAGUUCUAAAAGUCAGCCUUCCAUUAAAGUCCGCAUGACUGGGACUGAUCAGUCUGAGGACAUUGAUACCUCAAAUAAUACAGAAUGCUUAAAACAGAAAAUCCAUGACUUGGAAACUGAGCUGGAGGGCUACCGGAAUUUCAUAUUUCAGCUUCAAAAGCACUCCCAGUGCAGUGAGGCCAUUAUCACAGUUUUGUGUGGGACAGAAGGGGCCCAGGAUGGCUUGGGAAAGCCCAAGGUCAGUACUGACGAAGAAGAAAUGACCUUUUCAAGUUUGCGCCAAGUACGCUACGUGAAGCACAUGAAAAUCCUCCAUCCGCUGGCCCCAGAGAUAAUUGAUGGCAGGAUGCUGGAGAGCCUCAAACAGCAGCUGGUGGAACAGGAAUAUGAGCUGCAAAAGGAGCAGAAUUUGAACAUGGAACUUUUCAAUGAAAUCCAUAACCUGCAGAAUAAGUUCAGAGAUCUCUCACCCUCAAGAUACGAUUCAUUAGUUCAGUCCCAAGCCAGAGAGCUCUCCCUUCAACGGCAGCAGAUUAAGGAUAGCCAUGGCAUCUGUGUCAUUUACCGUCAACACAUGGACACCAUGAUUAAGGCGUUCGCAGAGUUGCUGCAGGCCAGUGACGUGGAUUACUGUGUGGCCCAGGGUUUCCAGGAGCAGCUAAAUCAAUGUGCUGAACUGCUGGAGAAAUUGGAAAAGCUAUUUCUUAACGGAAAAUCAGGUGGAGUAGAAAUGAGCACCCAGAAUGAACUGAUAGAGAGGAUUGAGGAAGACAACUCAACCUACCAACAUAUUCUACCCGAAUCUCCUGAGCCUUCAGCCUCUCAUGCAUUGUCUGAUUAUGAAACAUCCGAAAAGUCCUUCUCACGAGAGCAGAAGCAAGAUAGCGAGACCGAGAAGACUUCAGUUGUGGCGAACAGGUUUUCUCAAGACUUACUAAUGGAACAUAUACAGGAAAUUCGAACUUUGAGAAAACGUUUAGAAGAAUCUAUUAAAACAAAUGAGAAGCUACGGAAACAGCUGGAACGGCAAGGAUCUGAGUUUGAUCAAGGUUCUACAAACAUUUUUGCUUCUGGUUCAGAGCUGCAUAAUUCUCUGACAUCGGAAAUUCAUUUCUUGAGAAAGCAAAACCAGGCCCUCAAUACAAUGCUUGUGAAAGGAUCCAGAGAUAAACAGAAAGAGAAUGAAAAAUUACGGGAGUCCCUCUCCAGGAAGACUGCGAGCCUUGAGCACCUUCAGCAGGAGUAUGCCAGUGCAAAGGAGGAAAAUGAAAGGCUGCAGAAGGAAGUCAGUGAGAAGGAGAGACACAACCAGCAGCUGAUCCAGGAGGUCUGCAGCACCGGCAAGGAGCUGAGCAGGGUGCAGGAGGAGAUGAGGUUGAGGCAGCAGCUGCUCUCCCAGAACGACAAGCUACUCCAAUCCCUCCGAGUGGAGCUGAAAGUGCAUGAGAAGCUGGAUGAGGAGCACAGGAGACCGAGAGAGGCCAGAGCAGAGGCGUCUGGAGAAGGCUGGAAGGGGCAGGAUCCUUUCAGUGACCUGCACGGCCUCCUGACGGAGAUCCAGGCUCUGCGGGCACAGCUGGAAAGGAGCAUUGAAACCAACAGCACCCUGAAGAGCAAGCUGGAGGAGCAGCUGGCACAGGGGGCAGAGAAGGCACAGGAGGGGGCCCUCACUCUGGCUGCCCAGGCCCUGGCCAUUCCCAAGCGGCCCCGUCAGCUAGACACACACGAUGGUGACAAAUGUCCCAUGGCAGGUGAUAAUUCAUUUGAUCUGUUUGAGUCCACUCAGGCAGUGACACCAAAAUCAGCUUCAGAGACUCCUCCACUCUCUGGGAGUGACAUGGACUCCCUCUCCUGUGACAGUAGCAGCUCAGCAACCAGCACCUCAUGUGUGUCCCACCCGGUCACUGACCACCGCCUGUGGGCCAGCAAGAGUGGCCACCAUGUCUUGGGCCUGACUGAGGACUUUGAGGCUCUGUGCACGCAGAUUGGCCAGGGCCAGAGGCUCCUUGCCGAAAUGGACAUGCAAACCCAAGAGGCUCUCAGCCCUGCAAGUGAAGAGCUGGCAGCAAAGGGUCUGCAUUUGGCACCGCUGAGCGAGUUUGUCACCAGUGUGAGCACAGCCAAGCUGACCCUGGACGAGGCCUCCAGGCUAAUGAAGCUUCUCUGGAGAGUCUCCCUCCCUACAGAUGGCCAGUGCGGUCUUCACUGCGAGCAGAUUGAAGAAAUGAAGGCAGAGAUCACCAAACUGCACAAAAAAUUGUUUGAACAAGAAAAGAAGUUGCAAAACACUGUGCAGCUUUUGCAGCUGAGCAAGCACCAGGAAAAAGUCAUCUUUGAUCAGUUGGUCGUAACCCACAAAAUCCUUCGGAAGGCCAGAGGGAACCUGGAGCUCAGGCCCGGGGGUGCCCAUCCAGGAACAUCGAGUCCCAGCAGACCAGGCUCCUGAGGAGGACUUUGAGCCAAUAAAGCCUGUGGUCCCCCCA
Molecule: messenger RNA, 5929 nt
Organism: Lemur catta (Ring-tailed lemur)
Lineage: Eukaryota; Metazoa; Chordata; Mammalia; Primates; Lemuridae
Gene: CDK5RAP2
Product: CDK5 regulatory subunit associated protein 2
Exons: 38
Coding region: 184-5892 (1902 amino acids)
Biological process (GO): microtubule bundle formation; positive regulation of DNA-templated transcription; positive regulation of microtubule polymerization
Cellular component (GO): microtubule plus-end; microtubule organizing center; mitotic spindle pole
Molecular function (GO): protein kinase binding; transcription cis-regulatory region binding; microtubule binding
Source: RefSeq, a predicted model, not a curated record